AUGGGGGAAACUCUCCACCGCCCCUCAGCCGCCACCGCCGCCGCCGGAACCACCUCCAUCCCCUUCCACCACCACCACCACCCCCACAGCGCGCCCAAGAAUCUUCAAUUCCGCCCCCCGCCCCCCGCCAAACCCCCGACCGUCUCCCUCAAAUCCCCGGACGGCGAGGCCCCCCCGUCCGCCUCCGCCGCCGCUCCAGCGGCUCUCCCUCCGGAGAAAACCCAGAUCCAGGAUCUCCUCCUCUAUCUGGACUCCCUCGGCGUGGACUCCCUCCGCUGCCUCCACUCCUACCCGCCGCUCCUCUCCGCGCCGCUCCCCCAGAUCCGGUCCACCGUCGACUUCCUCCUCUCCCUCGGCGUCACCGCCCAAGACCUCCGCCGCGUCCUCCCCAUGUGCCCGGAGCUCCUGACCUCCCCCACAUCCUCCGUCGUGGUCCCCGCGGCCACGUUCCUCCUCCGCGAGGCCGGCGUACUUGCCGCCGACCUCCGCCACGUCAUCCACCGCCGCCCCCGCCUCCUCACCUGCAGCGUCGACCGGAGGCUCCGCCCCACGCUCUACUUCCUCCAGGGUACCAUCGGCAUCGAGCAAGUCUCCAAGUGGGCCCCACUGCUGUCUUGCUCGGUCGAGGACAAGUUCGUCCCCCGGAUAGAAUACAUGCAGCGGCUCGGGUUUCCCUACAGGGACACUAUUGCCAUGUUUAGAAAGUUCCCUUCCCUCUUCUGCUACAGCAUAAAGGAGAACUUCGAGCCCAAGUUCGACUACUUUUUGGUGGAGAUGGGUCGGGAGAUGAAGGAGCUUGUGGCCUUUCCGCAGUACUUCUCGUUCAGCCUGGAGAACAGAAUCAAGCCCAGACACAGGGCUUGCAUGGAGAAAGGCAUUUACCUGCCAUUGCCCACAAUGCUGAAAUCGCCCGAGGCUAAGUUUCGGGAGAGACUUGAUUUGUGCUACAGUUCGUCUUUGCCGGUGAGAGAUUCUCCUCUGUGGCGCACGAAUGUAGAAACCGACAUUGAUGAUAAUGUGACUUAG
Molecule: messenger RNA, 1026 nt
Organism: Striga hermonthica
Lineage: Eukaryota; Viridiplantae; Streptophyta; Magnoliopsida; Lamiales; Orobanchaceae
Source: the annotation of a GenBank genome assembly